Messenger RNA from Thunnus maccoyii (southern bluefin tuna), 2128 nucleotides. RefSeq names its product NADH dehydrogenase [ubiquinone] flavoprotein 1, mitochondrial-like. The coding region runs from base 147 to 1562 and encodes 471 amino acids. The transcript is spliced from 10 exons. Gene Ontology annotation, biological process: mitochondrial electron transport, NADH to ubiquinone. The record is from RefSeq and is a predicted model, not a curated record. NCBI's taxonomy places the organism in Eukaryota, Metazoa, Chordata, Actinopteri, Scombriformes, Scombridae. Gene Ontology annotation, molecular function: 4 iron, 4 sulfur cluster binding; NAD binding; FMN binding.
CAGCAGGCCUGACGCAGCAGCUCCUCUAACAGCAGAGGUUUGAGAAGUUGGUUUGAUUGAAUGAGAAGUCAAACGGAGACUCUGGAGAAUAAAGCUUUGAAGAGUUUGAAGUGAGUAGCUGCUGUCCGUCCUCGGCCUCCGGCAGGAUGCUGCCUCUGCGGGUGCUGCGGGCCGCUGUGGCGCGUCAGGUCGCUCCACGUCUGACCUACAGCACUGCAGCUCAGCCACAGGAGAAGCUCAAAAAAACCACAUUUGGUCCUUUGAGUGACCAAGAUCGGAUAUUCACCAACUUAUACGGCCGGCAUGACUGGAGACUCAAAGGAGCAGUCAAACGAGGUGACUGGUAUAAGACUAAGGAGAUUAUACUGAAGGGACAAGACUGGAUCCUGAAUGAGGUGAAAAUCUCAGGGCUCCGGGGCAGAGGGGGCGCAGGCUUCCCCACCGGCAUGAAGUGGAGCUUCAUGAACAAACCCAGCGAUGGCAGGCCUAAGUACCUGGUGGUGAAUGCUGAUGAAGGGGAGCCGGGGACGUGUAAAGACAGAGAGAUAAUGCGUCAUGACCCCCAUAAGCUGAUAGAGGGCUGUCUGGUGGCUGGAAGAGCCAUGGGCGCCCGUGCUGCAUACAUCUACAUCAGAGGAGAGUUUUACAAUGAGUCAUCAAAUCUGCAGGUGGCCAUUAACGAGGCCUACAAAGCAGGGCUGAUAGGGAAGAACGCCUGUGGCUCAGGAUACGACUUUGAUGUGUUUGUGAUGCGAGGAGCUGGAGCUUAUAUCUGCGGAGAAGAGACGGCCCUUAUCGAGUCUCUUGAGGGCAAACAAGGGAAACCGCGACUCAAGCCGCCAUUCCCUGCAGACAUAGGGGUGUUUGGAUGCCCGACGACUGUUUCCAAUGUGGAAACUGUUGCUGUGGCGCCUGCGAUCUGUCGCCGAGGCGGAGCUUGGUUCGCCAGCUUUGGGAGGGAGAGGAACUCUGGAACCAAGCUGUUUAACAUCUCCGGUCAUGUGAACACACCGUGCACAGUGGAGGAAGAGAUGUCAAUCCCUCUGAGAGAGCUAAUAGAGAGGCACGCAGGAGGAGUGAGGGGCGGCUGGGACAAUCUAUUAGGAGUGAUCCCAGGGGGGUCCUCUACUCCCAUCAUCCCGCGGCACGUGUGUGAUGAUGUUUUGAUGGAUUUUGAUGACCUGGUCCGCGCAGAGACUGCUUUGGGCACUGCUGCCAUCAUAGUCAUGGAUAAAUCGACUGAUGUGAUCCGAGCCAUUGCUCGUUUGGUUGAGUUUUACAAACAUGAGAGCUGUGGCCAGUGCACCCCCUGCAGAGAGGGAGUGGACUGGAUGGAUAAUAUGAUGUGGAGAUUUGUUCGAGGAGAAGCAGCAGUUUCAGAGAUUGACAUGAUCUGGGAGCUGAGCAAGCAGAUAGAGGGACACACUAUUUGUGCCCUCGGGGACGGAGCUGCCUGGCCUGUGCAGGGGCUGAUCCGCCACUUCCGGCCAGUCAUGGAGGGCCGCAUCUCUCAGUAUAACCAGAAAAACCCUCCAAGAGAGCCGGAGCUUGAGAUGAUCUGACACCAAACAGAAUCCAUUUCAGGAUUUGUUGCGUCACAGCAGUGUUAUUAUAGCUCAUCAUGCUAUACACUAUUUUUAAUAUAGUUUUUAAAUGUGAAAAUAUUUCUGUUGUUAAGAAUGCACAGUUCAAGUUGUAUUGCAUAAACUUAAGUUUCUCCCAGUUUUAUUAUUGCAAAACCUACAGUCAGCAGAUAUAGUGAGAUCAAGUUAAUCUACUGUUUAUUCUGGAGGACAGAACUGUCAACAGCUAAGUGGCAGUCUUGGUCCUUUUGCAGAGACCUUAAUAAGGAAAAGACAUAAUGCAAUGAAUUUGAAACUCACACAGUGCAAUAAAUUAAGUUUAUUUAUUUCAUAAAAGCAAGAAAUAAAUUUAAUAGGUUUACUACAUAUUAGUCCAAUAUGAUCUGUACAAAAAGACCAGAAUAGCAAAGGAUGAUUUGUUUGACUUGGACAGGGAAAGGAAAAGGGGAUGAGAAGGUAGGAAAUUUUGGAAAUGAAAAUUGAUUGGUGAUGUACAACAUCAUUGCCAUGUGAUAUUGUUUUUACAAAGACACUAUAUUCAAACA